CCCUCCCCAGGUCCCUCCUUCCCUCGUCGUCACCGGGCGCUGUAUAAAUCCCGUUCCCCGGCGUAUCUCCGCACCGCGGGAGACCCUGGCACUUUGCCCCUGGGACAGGAGCCUACCACCACCGCUGCACCGCUGGGACUUUGCGUUCCCGCCGCUGACCGCCUUCCCUCCCGAACCCGCCUAUUUCCUAGCGGGGCUCCUUCGUACAUUUCCCACCGGCCUCUUCCCUUCUAUACCCGAGCCAGGAUGUCGGAAAAACGCGUCGAGGAGACGCCGGCGGAGCUGAGCGCUAAGGAAAUGAAAGAAAAGAAGGAAAAACAUGACGAGAAAACAGUCCACAAAGACAAGAAGAAGGAGAUAGUAGAGGAUGAGGAAAACGGAGCUGAAGAAGAUGAGGAAGAGAAUCCUGAUGAUGUUGAUGAAGAAGAAGGUGGUGAUGAGGAUGAAGAAGGAGACGAGAACGGGCAAGAGCAGGAUGGUCAUGCAGAAAAACGAUCUGCAGAGGAGGAAGAGGAUGAUGUGGAUCCAAAGAGACAGAAAACAGAAAAUGGGUCUUCAGCUUGAGUCCUCCCCUCCCAUCUAUGUUCCGUCCAUCUCCUCUUCCAUUCCAGCCUGUGCUUGCACUGUCUGUUAGCCUCUGGCUUCACACAAUCUCAGAUGAGGAAAGAUUAGAAAUGCUCUCUAACAGGGAAGACAGCAGUUUCCUUCUCACCCAAAGACCUAGCC
This is a messenger RNA of Neopsephotus bourkii (Bourke's parrot), 726 nucleotides long. It is a transcript of the gene PTMS, whose product is annotated as parathymosin. Gene Ontology annotation, molecular function: histone binding. The record is from RefSeq and is a predicted model, not a curated record. The transcript is spliced from 5 exons. Gene Ontology annotation, cellular component: nucleus. NCBI's taxonomy places the organism in Eukaryota, Metazoa, Chordata, Aves, Psittaciformes, Psittacidae. Bases 247 to 564 code for a protein of 105 amino acids. Gene Ontology annotation, biological process: positive regulation of transcription by RNA polymerase II; negative regulation of apoptotic process.